AUGGCUUAUGCACAACCACAAAAAGAGACAAAAACAAUUCCCCUCAAAGUUGUGGUGAACACAUACAGCAAAAAAGUUGUAUUUGUGGAAGCAACUAAGGACUUUGUUGACACUCUCUUCAGCUUCCUAUCUCUACCACCUGGUACCAUUGUCCGCCUUUUAGCCACCACCAACAACAACAAUGACCAACAACAACUCCCAGAAUCAUCACCAUUCCUUGAAAACAUCAAAAACCUCUACCAAAGCGUUCAAAACAUAACCUCAAAUGAUGUUUGGAACAACCCUGCAUGCAAACAAAUAUUGUUGCGUCCUAGGAAUCCGUGUGAAUCAAUGUGCAAUGAGUUGUUCUUGAAUAUUGAUGAUACUGAAUCAACAAGUAAGUUUUAUGUGUGUUCUUUUUGUGACAAGUUCACUACUUUUGAAAACCUUAAUUGCACCUGCGGAAACCCUCCUGAUAGACAGCCUAGGAAAUUGGAUUCUGAUGGUCAGGGGAAUAAUGAACAAAAUGGGAUCUUCGUUAGAGAAAGUGGACCAAUGUUUUUGGUGUCUGAUGAUUUGAAGAUUGUGCCAAGUUCCUUGCUGACCUCCACAAAAAUGGUGAUAGAAGCAAAGAUUCCAAACUUGAUUCAGCUAAAGGAAGUCACAUGCAACAUUGGCGAACAGGAGAUAUUGAACUUCCUGAAGUAUGCCUUAACCUCUCAUGAGCCUCUGACAAAUACAAUUUUGGCAAGAAGCUCAAGGAACAAAUGUAACUCACCUAACAAAUCUGCAUCAACAGUUGGAUUAAUGCAUUUCAUAGGUGACAGCAGAAGUAAAAUGGAUAUUAAGGUAUUGCAAAGUAUUUCUCAGAAAAAGAUAAUCAUUGCAGAAGCCGGUGGAGAUUUUGUUGACUUCAUUUUUAGCUUCCUUACCAUGCCAUUAGGGUCAAUUGUAAAGCUUUUGGGAGCUAACUCUUUUGCUGGAUGUGUUGGUAAUUUGUACGAGAGUGUAAAGAACUUGGACCCUACUUCUGUGUUACUGAAUCCUGGUAUAGCACCACAGUUUAGUUGUCCAAACCAGCCCCUCAACAUUCCUCAUGCAAUCCCGCCAUGCAAUGUAUAUUAUUACGGUACAGAAACGCGAAAGCGGAUGAGGGAUCAUCAUUAUAAUAAUACAGAAAAAGAAAAGAUACAGGAAGUGAUUUCUAGGUCAUGUGAAUCAGUUUUUUAUCGAAGAAACGUGACUGCACUGGACCCAAAAGUAGGUACUGUGGGAUUUGUAAAGAGAGCAACAUUAUAUGGUGUAGGAGAUGAUCUAAAAGUAACACCACUUGCUGCUAAUUCCGUCGUUUCGUAUUUGAAGGAGUACGCUUCCUCUUUAUGA
Molecule: messenger RNA, 1362 nt
Organism: Trifolium pratense (red clover)
Lineage: Eukaryota; Viridiplantae; Streptophyta; Magnoliopsida; Fabales; Fabaceae
Exons: 2
Coding region: 1-1362 (453 amino acids)
Source: RefSeq, a predicted model, not a curated record